This is a messenger RNA of Prinia subflava (tawny-flanked prinia), 3693 nucleotides long. Its product is annotated as taste receptor type 2 member 9-like. Bases 785 to 1747 code for a protein of 320 amino acids. The transcript has a single exon. NCBI's taxonomy places the organism in Eukaryota, Metazoa, Chordata, Aves, Passeriformes, Cisticolidae. Gene Ontology annotation, biological process: G protein-coupled receptor signaling pathway; sensory perception of taste; detection of chemical stimulus involved in sensory perception of bitter taste. Gene Ontology annotation, molecular function: bitter taste receptor activity; G protein-coupled receptor activity. The record is from RefSeq and is a predicted model, not a curated record. Gene Ontology annotation, cellular component: membrane.
ACACAAGGGCAUCUGAAAAUGUGCCUGUGGGGUGUUAGAUACAAUCUUGUCCUUGAGAUGCUGGAGGGGAUUGAUAGGAAGCAGAAAUACACAAGUAUUUCAUAUCCAUAUCCUCCUGAUUUGAAAAGGCAGCACUGGAGAUCCUGAGGUUUUUUAAGGCACCAAAUUCCUCAAGCAAAUCUGACCGCAAACCCCAGCCACAGUAUGUUCCUCGUGGAGUAACAUUUUCAUUUCAGGCAUCUGUACAAGCCCAGUCCUAGCACAGACACUUCAUCAUCAGACCUGUUGUAAAAGAAAAAUUUUCCUUUCUCCUCCAAACAUCACAAAUUAGCACAACAAAUAAUAGUUUGGAGUGGGUAUUUCCAAAACAAACUUGAUCAUCAUCAGUGACCACAAUGAGCAUCCAGUUUCUGAAGCCUGACCCUGAUCAAACAGGGCUCACUCACAAAAGCACAACACUCUCCACUGCACAAAAACAUCUCCGCUCUUUGUGUCACCCAACACAGCCCCCCUGAACCAACAUUCAAAUACUCAAGAGUGACACUGGUCCCGGGUAAGAGGAUACCCAGCACAUUUACAUACCUGCACCUGCCCUGCUCCCCACAGCACCAGCACCAAAAUCCCCCCAGCAGCAGCAGCAGCAGCAGCCGCAGCAGCAGCAGCAGCUCUAUCAAGCUCCUCUUGCCAGCCCUGACACUGCACCAACAGCAGCAGCCACAGACCUGCCUCAGCCACUGCUGCCACAGCCCCUUGGCCAGCACAGCUCUGCUCCCCAGCUCCCACCAUGGAAGCUUGUCAGCCUCCACAGCAAUACAAUGUCACUUCCUAUGGGGCCACAACUGCGGCCAUCAUCACCCUGGAGGCGUUUGCUGGCAUGUGGAUAAAUGCUUUCAUCGUUUGUGUGCUUUGCAUUGGCUGGAUGAAAAAGAAAACCUUGAACUCAAAUGAGAAGAUCUUGCUGCUGCUGGGAUGCUCCAGGUUUUUUUCCUUGUGUGUCUCAUGGGCAUAUAAAUUUCUUUUGAUUAUUUUUCCCAAAUACCUUUACGUUCACCCCAUACUUCAACUAUCUGUAUUUUUUCAAGCCUUUUUUAAUCAUUGCAACUUGUGGGUUUCUGCCUCUCUUUGUGUUUUCUAUUGCAUAAAAAUUGCCAAUUUCAGGAAUAGUUUCUUCAUCUACCUGAAAGUCAAAAUUGACAGGAUGGUGCUCUGGCUCUUGUUGGGCUCAGGGAUUUUAGCUUUUACUAUUGGCAUCAUUGCCUAUGACAUCGCUGAUAAACCGCACUGCAACAACCGCAAUUCCACCGAGCAAGGAAAUUUUGGGAAAGCAAAUAUUAAAAUGGAUGAACAUUUUUUCCCUUCUUUUUUUCUCACUGGCUUUGUAUAUGCUGCUUCAUUCAUGGUAGUCAUCUUUUCUGCUGUUUUCCUUCUCUUUUCUCUCUGGAGACACAAACGCAAGAUGCAGACAAACUCCAUGAAGGACCUCAGCAUGGAAGCCCACAUCAGAGCAAUGAAAUCUGUUCUCUCCUUCUUAGUGAUGUACAGCAUCAACUUUGUAUUUUUGGUGUUAAAAAUGGUUUAUGCCACAAAGAAGGGAAGUUAUAUGACAUUUCUCAUUCUGGUAUUUCAGUACACUUUUCCUGGUCUUCACUCCCUUAUUCUGAUUUUCAGCAAUCCCAAAUUAGAAAAGGCACUGCUAAAGAUUCUUCCCUUAGAAAGAAGUGUGAAGCGCAUGGUUUGCAUGAGUUAGGAACUGUAAUAAAAUCUGGAGCCCGUGCAAAAUGAUAAUAUUUCAUUCUAGAAAACAAAUAGUUUAAACUCUAAUGCACGCUCCAAGUACUGUAGGUGAUGCAAAUGUUCUUAUCAUUGAGAUUAAGAUUAUAUCAUUCAAAUACUAUGAACUAAAAUAAUGUGAUUUAUUAUAAUUUCAUUUAGGUAACUGUUUGAGUUUAAUUGAUGUCAGUAACAAAUUUAUUUGGACUUGGUACAUGGGCGGGCUUUAAAGGGACAACAAUACUGCACACCUGCCACAAAUGCUCUCGUGUUUUCUGAUUGAAACAACUGAAAUUACCUGCAGGAUUUAUCUCUGUUUUGGUUUACCUUUCUUUCUGCUGUGGCUCUGUGCUGUGUGAUAUAUUAUGGGCUGUACCACAGUCUGGCAGGGGCUGAUAGCUCUGGGUGAACAUGCUGACCCCUGUCACUCACCAGAGGUGGUCACUGAUGCACAAACAGCGAGGCAGGAACGGCCCCGGGGAGCUCAGGGGUGCAGAGCCCCCUUGCCACGGCAGCCCUGCGUGUCCUCUGUGCCCCACUGCCUGCAAGGACAGGAUUCCCUGCUCUGUGUGACUGCUCUCCUGGCCUGCUUGGACCUGGUGUUGAGAUUGCCUUUGCCCAGUGCACUCCGGCUCAGUGAAACACCCAGGUUUUGUUCUGGAUCGGGAGAAGAGCAUGAGAAGGGCGUGGAGGAGACAACUCACUCUGAACUGACUGCACCUCCAUUUUCCUUCCCCCUCUGCUGCUGUGGGGGAGGAGGUGGAGGAGCUGGGGAUGAAGAAGUGAAGUUGAGCCUGGGAUGAAAGGGUGGUGGUGGCAGCAGGUUCUAGUUUGUAUUUGUGUCUCAUGGUCCAGUUAUACUUUUAGUAGGUAAAUAAAUUGAUUUUCUGCACAUCAAUCUGCUUUGUCUGUGACAGUAACUGGUGAGUGAUUUCACUGUCUUUAUCUCGAUCCAUCAUCUUUUCCAUCCUAUUUUUCACUCCCUGUUUAUGGGUGACAGUGAAGGAGCAGCUGGGUAGGGGGCUGGCUGUUCCCUACGGUCCACACUCCACAGCAGGUGAAACGUAAAAGAGUUCCAGCAUGAACACAACAGAACCUGAGCUGCUCACUUCUAUCAUCAGCUCAGGUCCAGAGGCAGAUCUGAAGCAUCUCUUCUGGACACAAUUCCCCAGGGAAAGGCCUUGAAAGGACAGGAAUGACCACACCUCCCUUCUUCCCCUCCUCCUCCUCAUGCACUUUAUCCUUUAACAUGACAGUCCCAACCACUUUCACAAAAAAGGGGCCUGGAAGCUCCAUCUUAUUCCCUACAUCCAGUGCAACAUCAUCCCUCACAACCUCACAUGCCACAAGCCUCAGCAGGCCAAACCACACCUUGCAUGUGUUCCCACACAAAACACCACAGCCCCAGCAAGCCACACUGGGGUACCUCCGUCCAUCCGCAUGAAACCCAUGGGAAUGUGACACCCAGCACAGAAUCCCUGUCCUGGGCCCCAGCCCCACUCUGCUGGCCCUGAAGGGGACAGAGUGUCCAUCAGCACAGCCACCCUGCACAGCCCAUGGGGACACAUGCAGGAUGUGCCCAGCCUGGAGAAGCUGACACAGGAGAGAUGUCAGAAGUCAAUGGCAAUGGCUGCCCAGUGCUGGCAUGGUAUGGAAAACUGCUCUGCGUCACUUUCCAAGUUUUUUGACUGAGAUAUGAAAGUGUUAAAAAUGCUUUUGGCAUGGAAAGUGUUGAUGAGCAGAAGCAGAGCUCAGGACCAGUUGCACAACAUUCCUAUUUACAGAGAUAUAAAAAUGGCUGGGGGCAAUGCUAAAAAAAAAGGCAGUGCUCCAAUACCCUUGGGCAGUCACAGCUGUCUGAAAGCAGCAAGGAGGGAGCACAUUUUCUCUUUUCCUGGGCCAGGAAUGGAAGAUUCAGGCUGU